UCAAGCGAUACCCAGUUAGGGUUUCAGUAUUAGCCACCGUCUUCCUCUUCUUCUUCGGCCUGCUUGAUUCUAAACCUAGCCGUGACGCCUGUUCCCUCGUCUGCAAGCGGUGGCUAACCCUAGAGCGCCUCAGCCGCACCACGCUCCGAAAACGGGCAGUCUUCAAAUUCCAACAAUGACCCAUCUUUCGUUUGCGAGAUAUGCGCGAAACCCAAGUCUGGAAGUGAGUUGUUUAUCAUCAAGGGUUGUAGCCAUUCUUACUGUUCCGGGUGCAUGGCCAGGUACGUUGCUUCAAAGCUUCAAGAUAACAUUACGAGGCUUCUCAUUUCUUCGUCGUUUGAAAAUGAAAAGGCCUCCUUCCAGCCCAUUAAGCCCCUUCUUCCCAAGAUAAAAAUGGCUAAGACGUUUUACCAGCACCGGCGACGCAGAACCAAUAGUGAAGAUUCUAUAUCUUCGUUAUCUGACAUCGAAGGCCGUCGAUCUUUGAGGCGUGAUGUUGGCCACGCCGCGGCCGAGACGUUCUUGCUCACUCGUCUGAGUUUAAAGCUUUUGAGAUAUCUUGGGGUAGGCUACAGAUGGAUGAAAAGAUUUCUUGCACUUGGUUGUUAUGCAUUGUUACUUGUACCAGGCUUUUGUCAAGUUGGUUACAACUAUUUCUUCUCCAGUCAGAUACGCAGGAGUAUUGUUUACGGCGAUAAACCAAGGAAUAGGCUGGAUCUGUAUCUACCUAAAAAUAGUGAUGGGCCAAAACCAGUCAUUGCAUUUGUAACUGGUGGAGUCUGGAUUAUUGGCUAUAAAGCAUGGGGUUCUCUUCUGGGUCAACAGUUAUCAGAAGGGGACAUUAUUGUGGCGUGCAUAGAUUACAUAGGCCAACUUUCUAACUCGAGAAGCAAAUGAAUGGUACAAAGAACCUGCUUCAGCAAGCGCUUGUAGCCCUUCAGACGAUUUCUCUCAUGAUUUUGACGAU
Humulus lupulus (European hop) is the source of this 967-nucleotide messenger RNA. RefSeq names its product probable isoprenylcysteine alpha-carbonyl methylesterase ICMEL1. The transcript has 6 exons. The record is from RefSeq and is a predicted model, not a curated record. The coding region runs from base 274 to 897 and encodes 207 amino acids. NCBI's taxonomy places the organism in Eukaryota, Viridiplantae, Streptophyta, Magnoliopsida, Rosales, Cannabaceae.